Molecule: messenger RNA, 2856 nt
Organism: Candoia aspera
Lineage: Eukaryota; Metazoa; Chordata; Lepidosauria; Squamata; Candoiidae
Gene: VASP
Product: vasodilator stimulated phosphoprotein
Exons: 13
Coding region: 335-1531 (398 amino acids)
Biological process (GO): actin cytoskeleton organization; axon guidance; positive regulation of actin filament polymerization
Molecular function (GO): SH3 domain binding; profilin binding
Source: RefSeq, a predicted model, not a curated record
CCCUCUGUCUGCGCGGCGCGGGAUCGGGGCCAUGAGCCCCCGGCGGCGCCGGGCCGGGACCGCCGAAGUAGCUGCGAGGGGCGAAGGGGCGGAAGGAAGCGGCCGGCGGGGGCGGUCGAGGGGAUUCCGGGCGGGGGCUGCCGCGGCCCCCGCCGCGGCCUGAGCCCGCACCCCGCGGCGACGGAGCGGUGAGGCUGCCCAGCCGAGGUGGGGGAGAGCCGAGCGCCGGCCCCACCCACGUCCCCACCCAGCCAGGUCUGGGAAGCGGAAGCGGCGGCGGCGGGAGCAGCGGAGCGGCGGCGGAGCUGCAGCGCCGCGCACAAAGCCAGCAGACAUGAGCGAAUCCGUGGUCUGCAGCACGCGAGCAACAGUUAUGCUGUACGACGAUGCCAAUAAAAAAUGGGUCCCGGCAGGGAGCGGUCCCCAGGCCUUCAGCCGCAUCCAGAUCUACCACAGCCCUGCCAACAACACCUUCCGGGUGGUGGGUCGCAAGAUGCAGCUGGACCAGCAGGUGGUCAUCAACAGUCCGAUCGUGAAGGGGCUGAAGUACAACCAGGCCACACCCAACUUCCACCAGUGGCGGGAUGCCCGCCAGGUUUGGGGGCUGAACUUCGGCAGCAAAGAGGAUGCCAGCCAGUUUGCCAGCGGAAUGAUGCACGCCCUGGAGGCCCUGGAUUCCGGAAACUCGGCGCCCCCCCUGCGCCCUGUCCAGAAUGGACCCACUGCAGAUGAAGUCGCAGAGCAGCAGAAAAGGCAGCAACAGCAGCUGGAGAAGGAGCAGGAGCAGGCCGAGCGGGAACGACGGGUGACGAUCGGAGCACCUCUGGUCGCCCCUCAAGGGGGAGGCCCUCCGCCACCCCCAGGACCACCUCCGGCCCCCCCUGGGCCUCCACCAGGACCCCCCGGGCCACUGCCAGGAGCUCUCGCUGGCCCACCCCCUCCUCCUGGCCCACCCCCUCCUCCGGGCCCACCCCCUGGCCCUCCACCCGUAGGAGGGGGGCCACCCCCAGCACCUCCCCUCCCUGCUUCCCUGGGCCCAGGUGGAGGGGCCGGGCCACCCACUGGCUUGGCCGCCGCGCUGGCAGGAGCAAAGCUCAAGAAAACGGGCAGGGAGGAAGGAGCAAAGGCCACACCCGGCGGUGGAGCCCCCCCCAGCAGUUCUGGCGGAGGAGGGCUCAUGGAAGAAAUGAGUGCCAAGUUAGCCAGGCGAAGGAAAGUUGCUGAGCAAAGCGAGAAGUCCAUUCCAAAGAAGGAGGAAGGCCCUACGCACCAAGAGGACGCUGAAGCCACUGGUGCCAAGCCCACAGAUGCCUUCCGGAGGCCUUGGGAGAAGACCAGUACGACAUUGCCCAGGAUGAAAUCUGCCGGAGCGAUGACUGGCGGGGAGCCCGCAGGCAGUACGGGGGAUGAAUCCGAGUUGGAGCGGAUGAAGCAGGAACUCCUGCAGGAGGUUCGGCGUGAGCUACAGAAAGUGAAGGAGGAGAUCGUACAAGCGUUCAUCGCGGAGCUUCAGAAGCGGGGAUCCCCGUAGCCUCCGGACCCUGCCGGUGCUACCAGGAGCCAGCAGUUUAAUUCUCCCUCAUGCGCAGAAGAGAAUAAAAAGGAAAACCACAAAGGCCCAUCACCUUUCCGGUCCCCUCACGCAUCAGACAAGCUCCACGCGCUCCCUUCCCAGUCGACUCCCAGGCCUUUGGUUCCCACCGUGCAAUUUUGGGGUUGGGGGAGGGACAAUCUGUGCUGGCCCCCCACCCCAGGAAGGGCAGGACCCCCACCUGUGCCUUACCCAGAGCAAUAGCAGACCCUCCUUCCUCCACCCUCCCCCACAAGGAAGGAAGCCGGGCUCUUUCCCUGGCGGAAGGGGCUCCUCCUCUCCCUUCCCUGGGCCAGCCCCAGUCCCAGGGAGGGCUAGUCCCUCCCCCCCCCCGCAUUUGUUGGCCCUCCAACAAGAACUGUCCUUGAUUUUCUCCCCUUCCUCCCCCCACCCCCGAGGGGAGUGUGCAGCGCAUCCAGAGGAGGGGGCCAGGAAGCGCCACAGGGAGGUGCCCCGCAUCAGUCAUCCCUCCCCCUCACGGCUGUGCGUGCAGCCGCCGUUGCAAGGGCCAGACCUGGCAUUUGUCCCGGGGUUGGGAUACACCUCCCCCCACACUCCUGGGAGCAUUUCUGAGCACCCUCAAUCUUCCUUCUGCAGAAGAGGCUGCAUGAGCUGAUGGAGCAGAGCAGAGGAAGGGAGAGCGAGGUCCCCAUAUGGCUGCCAACAGGACGGCCUCUUGUCGCGGGCAAGGAAGUGCUUGGCCAGCUCUUGGCCCUGGGUGCUCCUCGCCAGCCCCAGAGUUGUGAGCGCUGCUCCUGUAGAGGGUGCCCCCCCUCCAAAGACGGAGCUGUUCUGGGCAAGUAGGGGGCCCCAUCAGUCCCUCCACACGCUUCCCAAGACCCUUUCCUUAUUUCACGUAUUCUGCUGGUUUCACUUGUUUUUUUGACUUUUGAUUUUAUGCAAGGGGAGAGGGCAGUUUUUAGAAUAUUUUAUGAAAUGCCCCCACCCCUCUGGGUAUUUUUUUUAAACAUGUUUUCACCCUUCUACCUCCUUCAGGCCAUGGAGGGGAAACAGGGCGGGCUCUUGGCUUUUCUACUGAGCUGUAAUUUUUUGACUUUGUUUUUGUCAAGCUGGAUAGAAUAUUAUAUUUUGAUUUUAUUAUUAUUAUUAUUGUUAUUACUGAUCUGCUGGGUAUAUCUGCCCGACUUCUUUCCACCCUUCCACCACACAGCACGCGUUCGCCUGCAGAUGGGCACUAGGAUCUCGGGCACGUCCACCAGACUUCUCUUACGAAUAAAUCCUUUCCUUUUUGUAAAAUCACAAAA